AGAUGGCGGCGGCGGGGCGCCCGUCGCGGCCGGUGUUUACCGUGGUUCCUCGUCAAUGACGCUUCUGUGAGGAACUGUGCCGACAAAGACGGAAGGCGCGGCCCGGGUACAAGGCGCUAUCCCUUCACGUCCAGUCGCUUCUCGCAGGACUGGAAUGCCCCCUCGGGGUGGUCUGGGAUCCCUAGGAGAGAAACGAUAGAGUAUUUGCAGGCGUGUGUGGUCGGGCAUCUUGUGUGUGGAAUGUCUGCGCCCCACUCGGGGCCGUUUGAGCGCGGAGACGGGGGGAGUCAAGUUAGGGCUUUUCGUUGGAAACAUUGACGGGAGGAAGAUGGCGUCCCCCUCCUCACCCGGUGGUGUAAGAAGCCGGUGGUGUGAGACGGCCCUGAGGAGACGCUGGAUGCAGGGCGUGCUGGGGAGUGGCGCUCAGCGACGGGGUCGUGUCGUGUUGCUUUUAAUGCCAUCGCUGGCUGAAGGCCUGGCCAGUUCGGUCGCUUUACCUCCUUUACAGGAGUUUUCGACAAUAAAUGAUUCUGUCUGGAGAACUUGGACGGUUGCGGGUGAGUCGGAGGCUAGUGUUGGAGGCACGUUCGGAGGGGAGAAUUGCAUCCUGUGAACUUGGGUUAAGUCUCCGCUGCAGGAAUCGAUCCGCAGGGUCACGGCCAGAGCGGAUUUGCAGAGGAGGGUUUUACCAAACUGUUCAUGGCUGACGUGCGGCGGCCUGUAAAGCUGGGGAACUUGUGUUUUCCGCAGAUGAGGCACUCGAAGAGAAGUUACUGCGCCGAUUGGGACGAGAAGGACUGGGAGUCCGCCAAGUGGAGGAGCAGCAGCAGCCGCAAGAGGGCGCGGCGGUCCCCCAGCAGCGCCCGCGAGAGCAAGCGCUGCCAGUACGACCCCGCGAAAACCUCGGACAGUCAUUAUUUGGAAAGCAGGUCCCUAAAUGAGAGAGAUUAUUAUAGCCGGCGCUACGUUGAUGAAUAUAGAAAUGACUACAGUCAAGGGUGUGAGCCCGGGCAUCGCCACAGGGACCACGAAGGCAGAUACCAGAACCACAGCAGCAAGUCCUCUGGCCGGAGCGGACGGAGUAGCUAUAAAAGCAAGCACAGGACUCACCACAGUACCACCCAUCACCGAUCACACGCGAAGAGUCACCGAAGGAAAAGAUCCAGGAGUGUAGAGGAUGAUGAGGAGGGUCACCUGAUCUGUCAGAGUGGAGACGUACUAAGUGCAAGAUAUGAAAUUGUUGAUACUUUAGGUGAAGGAGCUUUUGGAAAAGUCGUGGAGUGCAUUGAUCAUAAAGUGGGAGGUAGACAUGUAGCAGUAAAAAUAGUUAAAAAUGUGGAUAGAUACUGUGAAGCUGCCCGCUCAGAAAUACAAGUGCUGGAACACUUAAAUACAACAGACCCCAAUAGUACAUUCCGCUGUGUCCAGAUGUUGGAAUGGUUUGAGCAUCGUGGUCACAUUUGCAUUGUAUUUGAAUUACUAGGACUUAGUACUUAUGAUUUUAUUAAGGAGAAUGGUUUUCUGCCAUUUCGACUGGAUCAUAUCAGGAAGAUGGCAUAUCAGAUAUGCAAGUCUGUGAAUUUUCUGCACAGUAAUAAGUUGACUCAUACCGACUUAAAGCCUGAAAACAUUUUAUUUGUGCAGUCUGACUACACAGAGGCAUAUAAUCCCAAAAUGAAACGUGAUGAACGUACCUUAAUAAAUCCAGAUAUUAAAGUUGUAGACUUUGGAAGUGCAACAUAUGAUGAUGAACAUCACAGUACAUUGGUAUCUACCAGACAUUAUAGGGCUCCUGAAGUUAUUUUAGCCUUAGGAUGGUCCCAACCAUGUGAUGUCUGGAGUAUAGGAUGUAUUCUUAUUGAAUAUUACCUUGGCUUUACAGUGUUUCCAACACAUGAUAGUAAGGAGCACCUAGCAAUGAUGGAAAGGAUUCUUGGACCUUUACCAAAACAUAUGAUACAGAAAACCAGGAAACGUAAAUAUUUCCAUCAUGAUCGAUUGGACUGGGAUGAACACAGUUCUGCUGGCAGAUAUGUUUCAAGGCGUUGUAAACCUCUAAAGGAAUUUAUGCUUUCUCAGGAUGCUGAACAUGAGCUUCUCUUUGACCUCAUUCAGAAAAUGUUGGAGUAUGAGCCAACUAAAAGGAUUACUCUCAAAGAAGCCUUAAAACAUCCUUUCUUUCAUCCCUUAAAAAAAACUACAUAGAUCUCUAAUUGUACAGCGAAAGAAGAGAUUUUAUAGACUGUAUCAGUCUAAUUAAGUUAUUUUGUACAGCUUUUGUAAAUUUCUUAAACUUUUAUAUUGCCUUGUUUAUUUUGUUUGGAUUGUUAAGUCCAUAGCUAAGUAAUGAACAUCUUUUUCAGUGAUUUCUGUAUAAAAUGAUCUAUUCAGAAUAAAUUUUUUUGUGUUUAUGAAGUUUA
Molecule: messenger RNA, 2420 nt
Organism: Myotis brandtii (Brandt's bat)
Lineage: Eukaryota; Metazoa; Chordata; Mammalia; Chiroptera; Vespertilionidae
Gene: CLK1
Product: CDC-like kinase 1
Exons: 12
Coding region: 700-2205 (501 amino acids)
Biological process (GO): regulation of RNA splicing; protein phosphorylation
Cellular component (GO): nucleus
Molecular function (GO): ATP binding; protein tyrosine kinase activity
Source: RefSeq, a predicted model, not a curated record